UAGCUUCUAUGAACUGGCUUAUUACCAGUCGGAACGGCCAGGUAAAAAUGGCGAUAGGUCUGGACUACUAGCACUAGCAGUUGUGUAAUCCUCGUAUUUUAACCCUUUUCCACGGCAACCCAACACAUCAAGGCUCGGGAAAUUUUCAUCAAGAUCCAAAGAAAAGGCCUGGGCUACCCAAGUGACACGAAACCCGGAGAAACCGAACAACUGCAACUGUCCUAGUAUGGAUGUCCAACCUUGUUACCAUCAGUAAAGCUGAUGCCACUGGUCUACAGCAAGAUACCCACCUGCACAUCAUGUGACAGCUUUCCUGCACAUCACUACAAGUAGCCAAUAGAAUCCUAGCUGCCCAAGUCAUCCACCAACCACCGAAGAGAUUUGCGUGAACAUCAGUAUUAUAAUAUAAGUCGUAUCUGCUGCUAUAGGAUUAUCGACAAACUCGAAGAAAAUGGCGAAGACCAAGGAAAUGCGGACUUUUAACAUCAGCGUCGUCGGACUUUCCGGAACAGAGAGGGACAAGGGAGCGCAAGGAGUGGGGAAGUCGUGUUUAUGCAACCGUUUUGUACGCCCGCUGGCAGACAACUACUUCCACGAACAUAUCUCGGUGCUGAGUCAGAGCGAUUUCGGCGGCCGCGUUGUCAAUAACGACCACUUCCUCUACUGGGGAGAGGUGACAAAGACUUGGGACGAAGGACAGGACUUCACAUUUCAUGUCGUGGAACAGACAGAAUUUAUCGAUGACACGUCAUUCCAGACUUUAAGGACCUCCACCUUCAUGCCGUACAUCAAGCGAGCGGCUGUGGCAAAGGUGGUGUCCGCAGAGAAACUCAUGUACAUUUGUAAGGAUCAGUUAGGUAUUGAACAGGACUUUGAACAGAAGACAAUGCCAGAAGGGAAGCUGAACAUCGAUGGAUUUAUCCUUGUCUGCGACGUGAGUCUGGUCCAGAAUCGGCCACAGGAAGACCAAAUGCGCUUCCUCCAGAACUGCUUCACAAACCUAGCAAAAACCAAGAAGCCCGCCCUUCUAGUAGCAACCAAAUGCGACGACGCUGUGGACCAGUAUUUGAGAGAGGCGCGGGACUUUGCGUCCAAUCGGAGAGUCGGCAUCCCCCUCGUCGAGACGUCAGCGCACGAGAAUGUGAACGUGGACCUGGCGUUCGUCGUGCUAGCGCAAAUGAUCGACAAGUCCAGAGGGAAGUCUAAGAUCAUCCCUUUCCAUGAAGCGGCGCUGAGACGUAAGGAGGUACUGGACGUGGCGACAGAGGCUUACCAGAACCUGGUGGUACGGACAGUACGAGACUACCACGACACAUGGAACUCUGUCAGCAAGAAACUGGAGAGAGAACCAGACUUCCAGCACUACUGCGACUUACUGGGGAAGAUGUCAGCUAAGAAGCUGUUCAGACGACACAUCAAGAAGUUGAAGGAGGAACAUCAGGCCAGGAAGCAAGUGGAGUACCUGAGUCAGCUGCCACGAGCCCUGGACGCACUCGCUCCAAGUCUAGACCUCAUCUUAGACAGGACUUGGCCGAGUGUACAGAACAUCCUCCAGAGACAGGACCAGUUUGAGGAGUGGUUUGUUGUCCUGCCGGACGACAUGCCCUGGCGGGAGAGUGACCACGUGGACAACCUGGUGGACAAGAGAAUACCCUUCGACCUGCUGGAGAUGCCCGAGGCUGAAACUGUCUUUAAGAACCACGUCAACAAACUACAAGCUGCGCAGAAGAAGGAAAGAAUGAAGCAUGAGUUCAGGAAGUUACUGGAACACACAGGACAUGUUUUACCUGGGAAGCCUUGGGAAGAUGUGCACAUAUUCCUUAUGGAGGAAGAGAGCUACCAGGAACUGACGGAGGGUGAAAAGAUCGACAUCUACAGUUGUCACCAGCGGGAGUUGAUCGAUCGGGCGCGGGAAGACUUCCAGGAGCUCCUGUUCGAGAGAGCCGACCUGUUCGCACGCCUCGAUCCCCACGAACAGAUUUCCCACCAAGACUUGGUCGACAUCAAGGAAGCAUUGCAGGAUGAAUCCAGAUACCAGGCCCUAGCCAGACUAGACAAUGAGAGGGAUGUGUUGUUACUGAAGCACAUCGGCUUCAUCACAUGUCCCUCCAAGGAGACCUGUCUCAGUGGACCCAACUGUAUGGAGAAUUUGUUGCAGAAUGCUGUGGACACUGCUGUACACAGACCGACAUCUUGGAACAGACACAGCCAGUGGAUGUUUGACCCCAACGCUUCACAACUCAACAUAGUCAUACUGGGCGCAGACGGACUGGCAGAUGAACUAGCUAAUGAGAUAAAGUUGCAGUGUAAUGAAGAAGAGUACACCCUGGAUGGGAACAUCUACAGUCUGGAGCUCAGACCUAUAGACGGAGACGUGACCCAGCCCAUGUCAUCCUUCAAAACACCCAAGUUCACUCCAAAUGCUACAUGUAGACGACAUGCCUGUCCCACUGUGUGCCACGACUGUUGCAUCUGUGUGUAUGACUCGGUGGAGUCGCUGAAGUACGCCCAGUCCAGCCUGGAGCAGACCGUCAUCAGAUCAGGAACCCUGUCCAUCGACAAGAAGGAGCGCGCUCCAUUCCAGGGCCUGCCGUGUGCCGUCAUCCUGGCUAGAAACUCCGCAAAUACCGACAAGGACUCGUCCUACCUGCGCGAGGAGGGCCAGCAUUUGGCAGAAAGGCUACAAUGUCCAUUUAUCGAUGUCUCAAGUUCGGAGUUCUUUCCAAACCGGAAGUUUCAGGAGGCCCAGAUCCAGCAGGCCAUGCGAGCCCUCGUGGAGAGUUUCAGACAUCGCGAGGGCUGGAUCGGGUCCCAGAGCAUCGAACAACUCAUGGAACCUGACAUCAAAGUGAAGUUGUGUACUGUGUGUGGCGAUCCCUACAAUGUGGAGUUACCUCUGGCUCCUCUACUGAACCACCAGUGCUGCACUGCUGCUCCAGAGAAGCCAUCCACACUCAUUGUGGAAACUUUCUUAGGUUCUUGCAAGAGAAGAGUGGAGCUGAGACUAACAUCCUUUCACUCAGCGCAGAAGUACAGAGAUGAACUUGUCCAUGGGUACAUUCUGGUCUACUCAGCCAAGAGAAAGGCCUCGCUGGCAAACAUCAGAGCUUUUGCGUCCAGUCUGAAAAACGUGCCAGUCCACAUCCUGGCUGUGACGGAGAGUGGCAGCGUGAACGCGUUCUUCACCAACGACGUGGAACAAGUCCUGAUCACGGAGGGUAACGCCCUGGCCGACAUGCUGAGCGCCAAGUUCAGCACAACAUCCUCACAGUUCCAGAAACAGACGGCAGUCUUCACCCCCUUCUUCAAGGAAUGCUGGGAGAAGAAGGAGAGCACGGAGACGGCGUACAAACGCCAGCCGUCCUCGGAAGACGAGCCCACGGACCGCGAGGUGUGGGACAGCACGUUUGGCAGGGUCCGACCCCCGGCAACUCUACCUAAACCUUCCCGAGUACCCCUGCCAAGUUAUGAUGAAGCCCCACAGAACUACAAUUCAGAUGAAGAGCCGCCUCCGUACAAUGGGGAAGGUUACCAUGACAACCAUCAUGAAGAACACCUCCUCAAGCCCAGCCAGGUCCGAGACCGCCAGCAACAGGGCAGAGGGGAGGCAGCUCACUACCGGUUGGAGGGGUUCCGCUCCCCACGACGGCCCCCUCCCCGCUACCACUCUCUACACCACUCUCCCUCUCUAGCCAGGGUUAGGAAAAUGCACGCAGCUUCCGCUUCCUUCGACCACCCCUCCUAUGAGAGUGGGACGGCCUCCUCUACCGUGUGUAGCUCGGCCGCCAUUGCAUGCCUUGCUACGCUCCCGCGCCCUCCUAUCUCCCAUAGUGAUGGCUGGAUAGACAACAGACUGUACGACAGAACAGCUAGUAGACCAGACAUGACAAGAUGGCAUGAGAACGUUUUAUACAACCAAGUCCGACCACCUGGGAACAAGCCCCUCCCACCUGGACCUAAGCCAAUCAUCCCAGCAAAGCCGCAUGUAGGGAAGUUAAACCCGAGACAGUAUACCAAAGUGGCCGACGCGGUGUCUAGAUUUAAUGAACAAAGCAGCUUGACUCAGCCGAGACAAAGGGAAAGACACCCUUCGUAUAAGGGCAGAGCUCCUCUGGCUACACCAGAAAAUGUGGAAAUAGGGGAGUACGCGAGCGUGCGAGACGCCAUUCCCAACCUCCAACCGUUGCAGCCUUACGGUCAGCUAGAGUCACCACAGUAUGCCUGUCCCCAUGACGCACUGCCAGGAGGAAAGAUCCGAAAAAUUAAGAGUAUACGUGGUCAACCUCAUGGAACAGACAGACAAGCCACCACAGACAGUGACAGUGAGUACAACAGUUCUCUGGAGAGGGAGAGAAGAGACAUCUACAACAAGAUGAACAGGAGACCCACCCCCAAGAAGACGGGAAAACGGCGAGUACCGGACAACGAGGGCUCCCCUCCGCCGAGCAGAGGACCGUACGCUACCACCGACAUCAUCAGAAACAGGCCAACUGGAACAGGGAAUUCGCCAUCAGACGACAGUGCGGGUACUGGUGACGAGUUCCCAAAGAACGCUGGGCUGAAAAAGAAAAAGUCCUUCCGAAAAGGGACGACCAAGCGAAGAGACGCCACGUCCCCUCAGACAUCUGACACUGACGCCAUCUCACCAAGACCAGCGGGAAGGUUUGCUCCUGACUCUGCCUACCAGUCAGACGGUGAUGACGAAGAGAGAAAGAAGCGCAGCAAAGAGCAGGAAAAGCUGGAACGACAGCAGAAAAAAGAUGUCAAGAGAAAACAAAAGGAAGAGGAGAAGCUGAAGAAAAAGAUGGAGAAGCAAAAGUCCAAGACGAAACCAUUCCCCCUGCCUCAGCAGAAGAACCUGAGCGGGAACUAUUUUGGUCUGCCUAUGGAGAAGAUAGUCCAGUCUGAGGACAACCCCAUCCCUCUGUUUGUGGAGAUGUGUGUCAAGUACAUUGAAAAUGAAGGUAUCAGAACGGAGGGCAUCUUCCGUGUGAAUGGAAAAAAAGAGGACACAGACCUGAUUCGUCUGAAAUUUGAUGAAGAGGAGAUUACAGACUUGAACGACCUUCAGGUUGCCGAUGGUGACCACAAGGUCAGUGUGAACGCGGCGGCGGGAGCGCUCAAGUCGUUCUUCGUGGAACUUCCCGACCCUCUCAUCCCUCACAGUGUGCACGACGAUCUGAUCGUAGCGAUAAGCACCAAAGAUGAUCAGAUCAAGGUAAGAAACCUGAAAGAAGUCUUGAGAAAGCUGUCACCCGUCACCCAAGCUGUCUUCAAGUACCUGCUGGAACACUUGUACAGAGUAAGCGAGUUUUCUGCAGACAACAAGAUGACGAGUGAGAACCUGGCCAUCUGUUUCAUGCCCACGCUGAUGCGGCCGGACUUCAGCACCUUUGACAUGGGCGCACAGAGCCAGAAGAUCCUCCUCAUGGAUAACUUCAUCCGACUCACUCCGCAAAUUUACGAGGAAGCCGGGUCAUAACCCCGCCUGAUCGCGAGCGGUGCCGACGGCUCCUUUCCAGCGCGUAGAAUUCCGGAGCAACGUGCGCGAACUGUGCACACGCCAGCGAGGGCUUUGCAUAUGGAGCAGGAGUGUUGUGGCUCGAUUAGGUUGUAUAGUUAAAAUCCCACCAAGUCUUACUUUGCUAGGCAAGUGAAGCUGCACUUUUCACUCAAUCAGAAAGAGGGCGCUUUAUAAAAGCUGAUCUUUUCUGAACCUUGAAACAACACACCAUGAUGCUACCCAGCAAACAUUUCUCAAGCAGGAGUUGUGAAAAUGUCUUUGAGAGAGAACGCUUUUUCCAGCAUCUAUACAAUAUGAUGGUGCAGUUGCUAUGAAAGAAAUUUUAUGAUAUCAUAUUCAAACGUGUUUUCACCAUUGUACAGAUUUACUCUAAUAAUGUAUUAAGUAGUGCUCGAAUGUAGGACAUUACAGUGCACAUAAUCAUACAAAGAGUUGCACUAUUAACACUUUUGGAAGAGUUUUACGAAUCAUUUCCAUUGGAUAAAUUUGGGAGGGGGUAUCCGAAGGGUGACCCCCAAGUGUGCGCGCGAUUGUGUGGUGAAACCUACUUGUUGUUAAUAUCAUUAAUAAUUGCACAGUAAUAUGAAUGGACGGCAAAAGCAUAUUAAAUGCCCAACAUUUCUGAUAAUUGUUUUGUACAUAUGAUGUUUCAGAGUGUCCUUUUGCUGCUUGUCAGGGUGUACUGGGUUUGUAGAGGAUGGUGCAGCUUUUUCGUUCAGUUGUAAACAAUUGUCUCACUUUCUUUAUGCAUCAACACUAAAAUCAUUCUCACUCCCUCUUAUGAAGUGGACAUUGUUACAAAAAUUAAGCUCCAUUCCAACGUGACUCCUUUAGUGUGCUGCUCAGUAGGCUAACUUUAUCAAGAUGGUUUUUUAUACAACUUGUGCAAAAACUUAUUCUGUAUUUCUCUUCAAUGCCUUAAAUUCGUUAAGUGUUCUCCACUGUGCUUUUUUCUCACCAGUUUUGUACAGCAUUUUUUUUUUCUGUAUGCGAAACAUUUUGUUUGGGAAUACAUGUCUUGUUGUGUUAAAUGCAAUGCCAUUGGUUUAUUAUGUACAAAUGAUAAAUAAGGGUGUAUUUGUAAUGAUGUGUAAUUUGGGAAGCCAUGACAUGCUAUUAAAUAUGGAUCAUACAUUGCAACCGUCUUACUGUAUAGGGUUGUUUGAAAGCUUACAGGUUUUGUUGUUUUUUGGUGUUUUAGAUAGGGUCAAUGAUAGGCUAUACCUCCCCAUUUUGCCUACCUGUUUGUGUUCUUCUGUAUGUUUUGUAGCAUGUUUAGGCCAGUCCACUGAUAGCACAGGGACAUACAAGUACUACAGACCACACCAUAAGAAGGCAAAAAAAAAAUGCAAGUCUGCAGUUUUUUGGAUGUUGUUAGAUAAAUGUGAGGAACUCUCUAUGUACAGAUUAUACUGCUUUUAAUAAACUGUACAUUUUAUACCAUUGUAGUCUAACUCACUUAACAAGUUUUGUAUACAUUGUUGUGGAUUCUGUCACUGGAGAAGGAAUUUGUUUCUGUUUCUUGUUCCUUCAAGACUCUUUCAAGUAAGCAAACCAUCAAACGUUUUGUCCAACAGAGCUGUAUAGAUUAUGCAGUUUGUAACACAAAAAGGCAUGUGGUGUACUUUUUCAAAUCUGUCAAUAGAAUGUGGUGACCAAUGGGAAGGCUUGAUAGAUUGACCAAUGAAUGGGCAUGUUAUGAAAGCAGCCUAGAAUAUCUUUGUGGCAGAAGUUGUGAAUCUGUGAUGCAAUCUUUGAAAAGCAUUUUUUUUCUCUGUACAAAAUAAUGCGAGUCUUUACAAUGUUCAAAUUAUAGAUGCAAAGAGUACUAUUGUCUAAAUCACUACAAUGUUACUGAAGAAAUACUACAAUAGCACAACUGUAAUAAGUAUGUCAGAAUACCAUGUGUUUUCCCAUUAACUAUGCUUCACGAUCUUCCAUAGUAAAAUUCCAGGUUUUCCACAGUUUUUGACUAUCGUUUUGUAACUACGAGCACUUUAAUCAAUGAUUCAUGUUGGUGUACUUUUCAGUUACAGUCAGUAGCAUUACCAAAAGAUUGUAUGGAAAAUUGCUUAUGACAAUGUUUUAUUUAUGACAUAUAGUCAACUGCUAAUUAAAAAUACUGGUUUAACGAAAAUACAUGUCCAUGGUACCAUAUUGUUGCUAUGUGAUAAGUUUUGAAGGGUGUACAGAAACAACACAUUGUAAUAGGAACUACGGCCUGCAACAUUCUGUACUUGCUUGCCUCAGCCUGUAGAGUGAGAUCUAACCAUUUUUACUCCAGCGCUACUUCAUUUUUAUACCAUAGUCUGCUAGAAGAAAUAAAGGGCAUG
Branchiostoma belcheri (Belcher's lancelet) is the source of this 7857-nucleotide messenger RNA. RefSeq names its product rho GTPase-activating protein 5-like. The record is from RefSeq and is a predicted model, not a curated record. Gene Ontology annotation, biological process: signal transduction. NCBI's taxonomy places the organism in Eukaryota, Metazoa, Chordata, Leptocardii, Amphioxiformes, Branchiostomatidae. Bases 452 to 5482 code for a protein of 1676 amino acids. The transcript has 35 exons. Gene Ontology annotation, molecular function: GTPase activity; GTP binding.